Messenger RNA from Ananas comosus (pineapple), 1683 nucleotides. RefSeq lists its product as uncharacterized. The transcript is spliced from 4 exons. The record is from RefSeq and is a predicted model, not a curated record. NCBI's taxonomy places the organism in Eukaryota, Viridiplantae, Streptophyta, Magnoliopsida, Poales, Bromeliaceae. Bases 99 to 1298 code for a protein of 399 amino acids.
GGGGAGCGCAGAGCCACCCUCGUCUCUCUCCUCCUCGCUUUCUCUCCCUUCUUCAACCGCCAUCAACAUCCCCACGCCCCAUUCUCCGAGCUCCAUCAAUGGCGGAAUCCGAGAGAACGGAGGCGCUGAAGAGGGCGUAUGCGGACGUGCUGGUGAACACGGCGAGGAGCGCCGCCGCCGCCAAGGAGGACGCCCUCGCCACCAUGCUCCGCCUCAAGGCGAUCAUGGAUUCUAAGCUUAAAGAAGCAGAAAUACAAACUUCAGGUCAUGUUAGAAGAAUUCAGCAACUCGAAGUUCAGCUACAUGAGGCGGAAGAUACUAUAAAGUCUCUUCAAACAGAGCUUAAAAGAACAAAUGGUGAAUUGGAACAUGUGAAGAAAAACCUAGCCGAUUCAUCUAUUAGGGAAAACGGAAAUGCCCGCCCUAGCUUUGAUAAUGUGAAUUGCCGGGAGAACAACCAAACUACCGUUUCCAAUGGCGUGUGUUUCUCCUCUGGAUCUCAAUUAGAUUCCGAAAUAAAUGGUCCUGAUCUAGUGUCUGCUAUGAUGAGAAGCAAAGUUCGCAUGGGACGGACUCAACGUGUUCGAGCAUUUGGACAGAAUUUUCCCAAGGAUAAUAGUAAGCCUACUAUUUUAUUGGACAAGGGGAAACCAGUUCAUAAAUCAUGUAGUUAUAAUUGCUCCGAUAUAAGCAGUGGAGACAACUGUGCUGCAAUCUAUGAAAAAAUCAUGCCUGAUAAAAAUGUGAGUUGCAGAAAUACAGAAAUAUGUGCGAAUGCUCCUUUUGAAAAGGAAAGUAUUGGACUCUUUCAAUGCACAAGAGGAAGAGCGAAAAGACCAAGUAUUACAAAGCAAAGCCAGUUGGAUUCUGAGAAAGCAGCUGGCCAUAGCAGUGGAUUCGUUGUCAGUGAGGGUAUUCAAAACAUAUCAACUAAUUCGCUGCCAAAGGAAAAUCUUAAGUCUAAUUGUAGAGAGAAGUCUGAGAAGGCUGCUUCGCCGAUGAGUGAAUCUGAACCCACGGAUGAAAAUACUAUUGAAUGCCAUGGAAAUUCAGUUCAAGCUGAGAGUGUUAGAUUUCUGAAAUAUACAUUCCAGAGGAAGCGGAAGAGAGAAUCUUUGGACAGCAAUGCGGAGAGUGUUAUCCCUGACAAUCAAAGUGAUUUGAAGAGAAUGGUUGAUGAACGCAAUUCUGAAGUGAAGUCACAGAAAACUAGCCUAAUUGUGGAUUCCCCUCGAAGCGAUAGGCGGCUUAUGCAGGUUGCUCGCCAGCUCAUUUCCUUAUCUUCGAAAAGGUGGUGAGUGUCUACCAACACAAUGAACAAGAAUUGCUCCUUAACUAUGACCAGCAUUUAUCCUCAAUGACGAUGAAAAGUCGACCCAACAGAGAUUGCUCAAACUCUGGAGUUCAUCAUAAUGUACCGGAGUGCCAUAAAUGAGAGUGUUUCUCAUGUUCCUCAAUCAAGAGCAAACAAAUAGGGCACCAUCCACAAAGGAAGAAAACUCCACUUGCUUCUGUAAUGUACAAACAAAGCACGCGCGCCUGUAUGUUGUUCAACAAUAGCUACUAAUAGGUCCAUGAUCGUAGAGAAAUGUUCCAGCUAUUACUUAAGCGUAACGCUGUAUUAAGAGGUUGAGAUAUGAUUGGAGGUGAACGUUCUUUAAGUUGUUUUCUCUUUUCUGGUUU